AUGGCUAGUGAUUUGCGUGAUUUAAAAAGGCAGGAGAGGCAGUUGUUGGCAACGUUCGAGGGUGCCAGAAAGUUUUUACAGAAAUUCAAAGCAGAGAAACAUAUAGGGCAAGUUGAGAGUCGCCUAGAGCUUCUUGAAACGGCAAUGAAAAAGUUUUACACCGUUCGUAGAAAAAUAGAAUUGCUGGUCGAGGAUGCUGACGAAAAAGAAUCAACUGACUCUAAAGAAGCUGCAGCUGAACGGGCUACGCGGGUGCAGAUGCUUGCUGAAAGGCGUGAGGCCGAAAAUGUCGAGGUAAUGCAAUCUACAGAAGACCUUUAUUGUGAGCUUAAGUCAUCGUUGCAAGCUCUGCUUCCCAAACCGAUCGAGCAGCCAGUGUCGUGUCCUACACCGACCAUAGUACAGGCUGCUCCCGAGACGAUGUCAAGGGUCAAACUCCCCGAGAUACGGCUGCCUAGUUUUAGUGGCAGAACUAGUGAUUGGGUUACAUUUCGAGAUAUGUUCCAAAGCCUGAUUCACAACAAUAAUCAACUCAGUGCGAUGGACAAGUUUUCGUAUCUUCGCUCAUCCCUUGUAGGAGAAUCCCUUCAGGAAAUUGAAUCCAUCGAGAUGACGGUAGCCAACUAUGAAAUCGCAUGGGAUCUGCUAAAGAAGCGCUACGAGAACCGCAAAUUAAUAGUAAAAGCGCAUCUUGAUGCAUUGUUUGCUGUGGAGCCAAUGAAGCGGGAGAGUUACGACGGCUUAAAUCAAGUGAUUAGCGAGUUCGAUAAAAACUUGCAAAUGUUGGAAAAGGUGGGAGAAAAUUCUUCGCAAUGGAGCACUGUUUUGGCACAUAUGAUGUGUUCGAGAUUGGAUCAAAUCACGCUGCGACACUGGGAAUCGCAUCAUAGCUCGAAAGAAGUUCCAAAAUACGACGAGCUAGUUAGUUUUCUUCGGAAUCAUUGCUCCGUCCUUCAAUCAAUUGCUCCGCUGAGACCAGCACAUGCGGAGGUGAAGAAGUCGAAGUUCACCGUUGUUCAUGCGUCAACACAGUCGUUUAAACGAUGCCCAUUUUGUGGCGAGAGCCCGCAUUCCGCUUUCAAGUGCCAGAAAUUUUUGAAGAUGAGAGUUAGUGAACGAUAUGAGAAGGUGAAACGAAGUGGGUUGUGUUUGAAUUGUUUUUCCCCCACGCAUUUGGUUCGAGUGUGCACAAGAGGUGUGUGCCAGCAUUGUCAGACGAAACACCACACGCUUCUGCAUAACGCGCCAUCGUCUGGUCAAAGGUCUGCAACGUCAGCAGCAUCGCAGAAUGAUUCCUCCGUCCCACGAGUCAAAUAUGGUCCCCAGGCAAUGAACACACCGCAAACACAAUCACAAGCCCAGAACCAAACCACACCUACUCAGCACACAAGUCAAUCUACAAGCUCAUACCCUAUUGCCAACACAAAUUCGCAACAUACACCAAACACCACAGAUCAAGUAAUCAAAUCCAACUGCUUCAAUACCAACAUCUUUGCCUCGACAAGGCAAGUUUUACUCUCCACCGCCAUAGUGCGUGUGUCAGACAUGUAUGGAAAUAUCCAGCUAGCCAGGGCAUUAUUGGACUCCUGCUCGGAGUACUGCUUUAUAACCACAAACCUCUCUCAAAAGUUGAAGUUAGUGGAAGGUGCCAGCUACCUGUCUGUAGCAGGUAUUGGUGGUUCUGUAGUCAAAUCUACAAGAAAGGUUGAAGCAACGAUUGCGGCUCGAUCAUUCUCAAUUUCAUCAUACGUGGAAACUGUUCAAUUACAUGUACUUCCAAGGCUCACAUCCAAACUACCCUUGCAUGCAGUGAAUUUGCAGAAUUUGGCGAUUCCGGAUACCAUAACACUCGCAGAUCCUGAAUUUCAUCAACCGGGUCCGAUAGACCUCAUCAUUGGGGCGGAAUACUACUACGAUUUACUGAUGAAUGAGCGGAUGAAGCUUACAGAUGACGGACCCACUCUUCUUUUCGGAUGGGUUGUAUCGGGUCGUAUCCCUGGUAGUAAACUUGAAGUUCCUAGAACCAUUACUCACUCGUGUUCGACACAUGAUCUUCGGGAGCUGCUAGCAAAAUUUUGGGAAGUAGAAUCAUGCAACAUCAAGAGUACGCAUUCAGUAGAAGAAUCGACCUGUGAAGAACUCUAUGAACGCACGACGGUACGUGACAGUGAAGGAAAAUUUGUAGUAACACUUCCCAAGAAGGACUACGUAAUUAGUCAGUUAGGGGAUUCAAAAUCCAUCGCACUGAAAAGGUUCUACGGACUGGAGAGACGAUUCGCUACGAACGAGGAGUUGAGAAUUAUGUACAGUACCUUUAUGAAUGAAUACAUCUCCAUGGGUCAUAUGCAACAAGUACACGAGGAAGCGAGUGACUAUCCCUCGUACUACAUGCCUCAUCAUGCGGUCUUAAAACCCGAUAGCACAACAACUAAGCUGCGGGUUGUAUUCGACGCUUCCUGUCGUACAUCUUCGGGAAUAUCCUUAAACGACGGACUCAUGGUAGGACCCGUUGUGCAGGAAGAUUUACUCUCCAUCAUUCUUCGGUUUCGAUUUCGUCAAUUCGUAUUGGUGGCAGAUGUUGCCAAAAUGUACCGUAUGGUAAAGGUAGUCGAUGCUGAUCAAUCACUUCAGCGCAUACUAUGGAGAAGUUCUCCAACCGAACCUGUCAAGUCCUUCCAAUUAACCACUGUUACAUACGGGACAGCCUCGGCGCCGUAUCUGGCAACCAAAAGCCUUCAAAAGUUGGCAUCUGAAGGAGAAGCCACACACAAAGCUGCAGCGAGAGUAAUCAAAAAGGACUUUUACGUCGAUGAUAUGCUGACAGGUACAGAUGAUUUGGAAGAGGCAAAGGCACUAGCAGCAGAAAUCAUACAGCUCAUGAAUUCAGCAGGCUUCACGUUGAGGAAGUGGAACUCCAACAGCGCAGAACUCCUAUCGACUAUACCACAGAUUCUGAGGGACGAUCGAGCUACUCUCGAACUUGAUUCGUCUACGUCACCCAUAAAAACGUUGGGGCUGAUAUGGCAACCAGCUUCCGACAAUUUUCUAUUUGUUGUUCCUCAGUGGAACCCUGACCCAACAAUCACCAAACGGGUGGUACUGUCGGAUACAGCUCGUAUAUUUGACCCCCUUGGCUUGAUCGGUCCUGUCACAGUUCUGGCUAAAAUUUUCGUGCAGGAUUUGUGGAAGCAUAAGGCCGAUUGGGAUGAUCCGUUACCAGAAGAUCUUCAAACAUUCUGGAAUGAAUACCGCAGGAAUAUCGCAGCUCUCGAAACCCUGACGGUUCCAAGAUGGACAUGCUACACCAACGAUUUGAAAUCGGUAGAGCUACACGGUUUUUGCGACGCUUCGGAGGCAGCCUAUGGGGCUUGUCUAUAUCUGCGGUGUGAGAUGGAAGAUGGCUCAGUCACUGUGCGUUUGAUCACCUCUAAAUCUCGCGUUGCUCCUUUGGAAGACCUCUCUCGCAAAAAGAAAAAACUCUCCAUUCCUCGCUUAGAACUCUCUUCAGCCUUACUUCUUAGUCAUCUAUAUGAAAAACUGCGAAGUAGCAUAGAAUUACCCGCUAACGCCUAUUUCUGGACAGACUCGAUGAUUGUAAAGUGUUGGUUAUCUUCACUGCCGUCCCGGUGGCAGAUAUUUAUAGCGAAUCGUGUAUCAGAAAUACAGCAUCUCACCAAAAAUGGAGUAUGGAGUCACGUUGCUGGUGUUGAGAAUCCAGCGGAUAUCAUUUCGCGAGGAAUGACACCGGUACAGCUUCAAUAUCAAUCUUUGUGGUUCAAUGGUCCGUUGUGGUUGCGUCAAGAUCAUGCUACUUGGCCGAACUCUUCAGAAACACAACUUGAUCUAGAUAAAUCACUGUUAGAGGAGAGAACAUCAGCUCUUCCCGUUCGAGUAAUGACCGCUUGUGAAAUUUUCACGUUACGUUCGUCGCUGCCAGAACUCAUCAGAUUGGUUGGCUGGUUACGUCGCUUCAUGUACAACUCGGCAAAAAGAAAUCGCGAGAACCUACGCACAGGUGACUUGUCCUCGAUUGAAUACAAUGAAGCAGAAAAUGCGCUCGUACGUGUAUCUCAGCAUGAGAGUUUUCCAGAAGAAAUUUCGGCCCUUUCCAAGGGAAAACCACUAAAGCCGCCUUCAAUAAUAUUGUCGACAAACCCCCGCCUGACGGAUGGUAUACUUCGUGUUGGCGGCCGGUUGAGUCACGCACCCGUGUCAGAGACCCGUAGGCAUCCCAUAAUUUUACAUCAUCAACAUCCGCUAACGAAGCUAGUACUUGAGCACUAUCACCGCAAACAUUUUCACGCUGGGCAGCAGUUGUUGAUAGCUACAGUACGCGAGAAAUUUUGGCCCCUUCGUAUUCGCAGUCUCGCUCGCCAGGUAAUUCAUCGCUGUAUCUCCUGUUACCGAAGCAAACCAACGAAUCACGAACAGUUAAUGGCCGAUUUACCAUCGGUACGUGUAACACCUGGAGCAGUAUUUUCGUCGGUUGGACUAGACUUCUGCGGUCCAUUUCAAAUUAAAUACCCAGGUCGUAAAGGAAUUCCAAUCAAAACCUUCGUAUGCAUUUUUGUCUGUCUAGUGACCAAGGCAGUGCACAUGGAAGUUGUGGCAGAUUUAUCUACACAAGCAUUUAUAGCUGCUUUGAAACGAUUCGUUGCGAUUCGUGGGAAGCCCCAUAUCAUCAUGUGCGAUAAUGCUACCAAUUUCAUUGGAGCGAACAGAGAACUCGAAAAAUUACGGUCACAGCUUAGCGAACAGCAGUUCCAGUACACCACUAGCAAGUUUGCUGAAGAGGAAGGAAUUGAUUUCAAGUUCAUCCCGCCUCGCUCCCCCAAUUUUGGAGGACUAUGGGAGGCGGCCGUUAAGUCCUUCAAGACCCAUUUUCGUAAAACCAUCGGAAUCCAAACACUAACGUACGAUGAGCUACACACCGUGGUUCAGCAAAUUUCAGCCAUCCUCAAUUCUAGACCGUUGACACCACUGAGCAAUGAUCCGAACGAUUUUUCGGUGCUAACCCCAGGUCAUUUCCUGAUAGGCAGACCACUCACGGCAAUUCCGGAGCCAGAUUUGCAAGAAAUACCAGAAAAUCGUUUAUCGCACUGGCAACGAACGCAAGCCUUCGUACAGCAGCUGUGGCGAAAAUGGAAAUCACAAUACCUCUCCGAUCUGCACAACAGAACUAAAUGGACUCAAAAACGUGACAACAUUAAGGUUGGAACCAUGGUCCUAGUAAAAGAGGACAAUUCACCUCCUCAGAAGUGGCGGUUGGGAAGAAUAGUCAACAUAUUCUCGGGCCAAGAUGGAAACAUUCGGGUGGUAGCCGUCCGGACUAAAGAUGGUGUCUUCACAAGAGGCAUCUCGAAGAUUUGCAUCCUCCCUAUUCGGGAUAACGAUAUGUCCCACACAGAAGAGCGUUAG
Messenger RNA from Wyeomyia smithii (pitcher-plant mosquito), 5418 nucleotides. RefSeq lists its product as uncharacterized. Gene Ontology annotation, biological process: DNA integration. The record is from RefSeq and is a predicted model, not a curated record. NCBI's taxonomy places the organism in Eukaryota, Metazoa, Arthropoda, Insecta, Diptera, Culicidae. Bases 1 to 5418 code for a protein of 1805 amino acids. The transcript has a single exon. Gene Ontology annotation, molecular function: nucleic acid binding.